This is a messenger RNA of Blastomyces dermatitidis ER-3, 2307 nucleotides long. RefSeq names its product peptidase family M13 protein. Gene Ontology annotation, molecular function: metalloendopeptidase activity. Gene Ontology annotation, biological process: protein processing. The transcript is spliced from 7 exons. The coding region runs from base 1 to 2307 and encodes 768 amino acids. The record is from RefSeq and is a predicted model, not a curated record. Gene Ontology annotation, cellular component: plasma membrane. NCBI's taxonomy places the organism in Eukaryota, Fungi, Ascomycota, Eurotiomycetes, Onygenales, Ajellomycetaceae.
AUGACCGAGUUGCACAUGCACUCUGAUGGGAAGCGGUCUAGCUCUUCCCCAGAACAGUACAGUCCACAGCGCUACUUCAUCCCUCCGACAAUGACUAGCGAAAAGCUCGAUAAUGGCGAGCUGGGCCUCAAUUAUGUCCAGAAACCCAAACGUGGACGCCCACUGGCUGUUCUGUGUGCCGUUCUUUUUAUGACUUGUUGCUUCCUGCAAACCGCCGUGUUUGUAGCCAGUUGGUGGAAUUUGAGCAAAUCUGACUCGGAAAAGCAUCCCGCCAUAUCUGAAGCAAAUGAACGCUUUCCGAAGAUGGCUCGCUAUCAUUCGCCGGAGAAAGAUUUAUGUCUAUCUCCGGAAUGCAUUCAUGCAUCAUCGGCUUUUCUCUACAACAUGCACCCCCAUCCCGAGGCCAUCGAGCCAUGUACGAAUUUCGAUGAGCUUGUUUGCGGUGGAUUUUAUGAGAACGAUAUUCCAUCUGACGAAAGCUCCAUUUCUACACUGGCGCAAGUAGACGACCGUGUCCAAACAACUCUACGCCACAUUUUGGAAGCUCCUCCCACUGAGAGUAAUGAUGAAAAUUUCAUAAUGCUCAAGACAGCUUACGAUGCUUGUAUGAACAAAACAGCCCUUGAGGAGAUUGGGGCAGCGCCGUUACAGAAGCUAGUUGACAGAGUCAACCUCGACGGUGGAAACCAAAAUAUUUUCACCGAUACCGUCCUCGCUCUAAUUGAUAUAGGCGUCAAUUAUCCUAUUAGUUUAUACAUUGAUGCUGAUGAAACAAAUCCCGAUGCGGUUAUUAUAUAUUUAUCGUUUACCACGCCCGUUGGGUUACCGUCCCCUACAAAUUACAAUAACACGAAGAUCGUUAAUCUGUACAAAGAAGUUAUGGAACAGCUAUUUGAUCAUUUCGGGGUCUCUGACGCGGCUUCUGUCAUAGACUUCGAGAAGAAACUCGCCGAAUUACAAGCUUCCAGUGAGAAUACCUUAGAGAAAUAUCCACUCUUUGAUGCUCAGGUUCUCUUGCCACAAGUAUCCCUCCAGCGAAUCAUCUCUGCCAAGGCACCUAAGGGAUAUAAAGCUAAGCAAAUUGGGGUUUUGGGGGUGGAUACUGUGAAAGCACUAUCCAAGCUCCUCGCUAAGACUUCAAAUCCCGUCCUCGAAUCGUUCCUGAAAUGGAAGGUGAUCCAAAGGUAUUCUAGUGAUAUUGAAGAUCCGAUUAUCUCUCUUUACCGCCGAUUCAACAGAAUUCUUGCUGGCCGAGACCCUGACUCUUUCACAGAGCGAUGGGAGAUGUGCAUUCCCACCGUAAAUUCUGGCCUAGGCUGGAUCCUAAGCAAGGUUUUUAUUGAAAAAGCGUUUUCCGAGGAAUCAAAGAAAUUUGGCGACCAAAUUAUUUUGAACAUCAAGGAUGUAUUCGUGGAGACUCUUAAAGAUACCAUGUGGCUAUCUGAGAAGGUCAGAAAUGUGGCAAUCAAAAAAGUUGAAAAUAUUGUUCAGAAAAUCGGCUAUUCGACCAAAAGUCCAGAUGUCCGCAGCGCAGAAGCAUUGAAAGAGUGGUAUAGAGGUCUCACGAUCACGAGCGCAUUUUUCCAGAAUCGGGUCAAUGUCCAAAAGUUCCUCUCCAACAGAGAAUGGGCCAAGCUGGGGAAGCCAACUGAUCGGGAUGAAUGGCUAAUGACCAUGACAACUGUUAAUGCAUACUACGAUCCACCAGGCAACGAGAUCGUUUUCCCCGCUGGUAUUAUGCAAAACCCACUAUUCUAUAAUCCAUCAGUACCUAAAUACCUUACUUAUGGUGCUUUUGGUGCGGUGGGAGGCCACGAGCUUACGCAUGCUUUCGACGAUAAAGGCAGAAACUUUAACGAGUAUGGAAAUAAAACAAAUUGGUGGGACGAGAAGACAGAGAAAGAAUUUGCAAAUCGUGCUGAAUGCUUCAUCAAGCAAUAUUCCAAUUUCACCGUUCCCGGCCCAAACGGGAAGGCAUUGCAUGUCAAGGGCGAAAAGACCCUGGGUGAAAACAUUGCGGAUGCAGGGGGCUUGAAAGCCGCCUACCGUGCAUGGAAAAAACGCGAGGCUGUCUCCCCUUCCCCUUCCCUCCCAGGGCUUGGCAAUUACACAAAUGAGCAACUCUUUUUCUUGUCCUUUGGCACGUUCUGGUGUGCGAAGUCGACGCCGGAGCGGACAGCAAUUCGGAUAGAGACGGAUGAACAUUCGCCCCCAUCUGCUAGGAUAUUGGGAACCGUGGCGAAUUCUCCCCAUUUCAGAGCCGCGUUCAACUGCCCGGUUAAGGAGCCGACGUGCAACCUAUGGUAA